CUCUAAGGAGGCUGGAAUAAUUUGUGAGCUUUGGCGCUCUCACAUAGUUUUGUCAAUGCGGAUCACUGCAGAAAAAGAAGCAGCGCAGUAAAGCGUACGUAAAUCUUUGUCAUCGAUGCCUGGUAUGAGCAAGUGAAAGAAGAUCUAAAACGAAGCUCUAAACGCGUCACCUUUGGCCUCUCUCACAUAUGCCCGCUUUGGGCAUAUUGGAUCAUGGCAGUUUGGUUGGAAAGAAAGAAAGCGAAAGAAAGCUACGUACGUAAAUCUCUGCGUAAGUUUCAAACAUUUUUUCCUUUUCGGUGGUUUCUCGAUGAUCUUGCCCGAGUGAAAGAAGUUCUAAAGAGGCUGGAAGAAUUGUGCUUUCUCACAUAUGCCCGCUUUGGGCACAUUGGAUUAUGCCAGUUAAUUAAUGCGGAUCACGGAAGAACGCUCACAACAUAUACGUAAAUCUGGAGCAAGGCCACUUCCAAACACCACAUUUCCUUUUUGGUGCCUCGAUGAUCUUGCCUCGUUCAUGGAUUCUCGCGCAAAGCUAGCAAACAAAUGUGUGUCAGCACCACCAUAGCAGCAGUGAGGGAAGCUCUAACCAGACUAGAACAAUCUCCGCGAGCAUCCAACACAGCCACCUAUGUCACGCUCCUCAAACAGUGCGGCGGCGCGAGAGCCCUGUGCGAGGGCCAGAGAAUCCACCGCCUCCUGUCCGCGGCGGCCAUAGACACCACCCUCUUCCUCGGCAACUCCCUCGUCCAGAUGUACGGCGCCUGCGGCAGCCUCGACGACGCGCGUACGGCAUUCGACCGCCUCGCCCACCCAAACGCCUUCUCCUGGAAUAUCCUCAUCCUCGCCUACGCCCAGAACGGCCAGAUUCCCCUCGCCCGAGAUGCCUUUGACCGAAUGCCCGCGCGGACCAGCGUGACGUGGAACACACUCCUAACAGCAUAUGCUCGGGCUGGGCAUAUGCCGGAAUCGGAGCUCCUGUUCAAAAAUAUGCCCGAGAGGGGCAUCGUGACGUGGAACAGCAUCGUCGAGGCAUAUGCCCACAACGGCCUCGUCUCCAAUGCCACGACUGCGUUUGACAAGAUGCCCUUCCACGAUGCGAUCUCCGGCACCACCAUGAUGACCGCAUAUGCCCAAACCGGGCAUGUCGUGGAGGCCAAAGAGCUCUUCCUGCGAAUGCCGGAGAAGACCUCCGUGUCCUGGAACUUCAUGAUCCUGGUGCUCGCGAACCACAAGGAGCUGGCCAGAGCCAAGACCCUCUUCGAUGCCAUGCCGGAGAGAACCGCCUACUCGUGGAACAUCAUGAUCCAAGGCUACGUCGACAACUCGCGGUUCCAGAGCGCUCUCGCCGCCUUCGAGAGGAUGCCGCAGAGGAGCACCGCGUCCUGGAACACGGUGCUCGCCGGGCUCGUCGCGGCUGGGCACCUCCGCGAGGCCGAGAGGGUGUUCGAAGCGACGCCACACAGGGACUUACACGCGCACAACACGAUGGUCUCGGCGUACUGCAAAGCCGGGGCACUGCACAGAGCCAGGGAGUUAUUUGACGAGACGCAAAACCGGAAUGGUGUUACCUGGAACACGCUGCUGUCCGGGUACGCCACCGCCGGGGACAUGGCACGGACGAGGAGCGUCUUCGACAAAGUUCCCCACAGAAACUUCGUGUGCUGGAACGCACUGCUGCAGGCCUACGUCCAAAACGGGCAGCUCUCUACCGCCAAGGCCACCUUCGACGUUUCACCGUGCAGAGACGUUGCCUCCUGGAACGCGAUGAUGCAAGGCUUUGCGGAGGAAGGGCAGCUCCAGGACGCGGAGCUUCUUUUCCAGAGGAUGCCCAAGCGGGACGUUGUCUCUGCAACCGCAUUGGUGGUGGCCUAUGCCCGGCACGGGCAUAUCACCCAAGCCAGAGCCCUGUUCGACGGUCUUCCUGUACGAGAUACCAUCGCUUGGAACGCCAUGAUCGCGGCCUACACCCAAGCAGGCCUUGCUCUGGAUGCUCUCAACCUGUUCAAAGUCAUGGACCUGGAAGCGGUGCCGCUGGACCACGCAUCUCUAUCCAGCGCUCUCGAUGCCUGCGCGACUCUGGCAGCUCUCCGCGAGGGGAAGUUGAUCCAUUCCAGCAUCCUUCACUCCGAGUUGUUCCACUCCAACACCAUCGUAGCCACGUCGCUCAUAACCAUGUACGCACGCUGUGCGCGGCUGUGUGAGGCGAAGAGAGCGUUUGACGGGCUCACAAAGCGGGACGUCCCUUGCUGGAACACGAUGGUUGCUGCUUACUCCCAAAACGGCCUCUUCCAAGAGAGCCUGGAGAUCUUCCGGACCAUGGAAGUCGAAGGACACAAGCCCCAGAGCGCCAGCUUCAUCUGUAUUCUAACUUCCUGUAGCCACGGAGGUCUGCUCACUGAAGCCCUGUGGUACUUCACAGCCUUGCAACUAGUCGAAGACCACGGGGUCGUGCCAACUGUGGAUCACUACAUCUGCAUCAUCGACCUUCUGGCAAGAAUAGGCUGGCUUCACCAGGCGGAAGAGCUGCUCAACACGAUGCCAUUCGAACCGGACUCUGUCGCGUGGAUGGCACUGCUCGGCGGCUGCAAAGGCCAGAAUGACGUCCAAACGGGAGCACGGGUGGCCAAACAUGUCUUCCAGCUGCAGCCAAGAACGCCUGCACUGUAUGUUCUCCUUUCCAACACUCACGCCUCCAAUGCCGUGGAGGACGAAGAGAUUCCGUGACGCAAUAUCAAAUGAUUUUCAUUUCUGUUGUUGUCCCAAAUGCUUGAACGAUUACUACUUUGACGAGUAGAAUGUCACGUCGGGAGCUGUAGCUAUGAAACACUUUGGCAUUUCAAUCCAAGUGAAAUGAAUGCGUUCCAUUCAAA
Messenger RNA from Selaginella moellendorffii, 2870 nucleotides. RefSeq names its product pentatricopeptide repeat-containing protein At4g02750. Gene Ontology annotation, molecular function: RNA binding; protein binding. The transcript has a single exon. The record is from RefSeq and is a predicted model, not a curated record. The coding region runs from base 544 to 2724 and encodes 726 amino acids. Lineage: Eukaryota; Viridiplantae; Streptophyta; Lycopodiopsida; Selaginellales; Selaginellaceae. Gene Ontology annotation, biological process: RNA modification.